Messenger RNA from Lepus europaeus (European hare), 2696 nucleotides. It is a transcript of the gene HNRNPDL, whose product is annotated as heterogeneous nuclear ribonucleoprotein D like. Gene Ontology annotation, molecular function: poly(A) binding; poly(G) binding. The coding region runs from base 16 to 1278 and encodes 420 amino acids. The record is from RefSeq and is a predicted model, not a curated record. Lineage: Eukaryota; Metazoa; Chordata; Mammalia; Lagomorpha; Leporidae. Gene Ontology annotation, cellular component: nucleoplasm. The transcript is spliced from 7 exons. Gene Ontology annotation, biological process: regulation of gene expression.
ACCGGGAGGGCCGCGAUGGAGGUCCCGCCCCGGCUCUCCCAUGCGCCGCCGCCAUUGUUCCCCUCCGCGCCCGCUACUUUAGCCUCCCGCAGCCUCUCCCAUUGGCGGCCGCGGGCCCCGCGGCAGCUCGCCCCGCUGCUCCCGUCGCUCGCUGCCAGCUCCGCCCGGCAGGGGGCGCGCCGGAGCCAGCGCCACGUCACCGCGCAGCAGCCCUCCCGAUUGGCGGGCGGGGCGGCUAUAAAGGGAGGGCGCAGGCGGCGCCCGGAUCUCUUCCGCCGCCAUUUUAAAUCCAGCUCCAUACAACGCUCCGCCGCCGCGGCCGCCGCGACCCGCACCGCGCGCCAGCACCCCCCUGCCGACCGCUCCGCCGCCAUGGAGGAUAUGAACGAGUACAGCAACAUAGAGGAGUUCGCGGAGGGAUCCAAGAUCAACGCGAGCAAGAAUCAGCAGGAUGACGGUAAAAUGUUUAUUGGAGGCUUGAGCUGGGAUACGAGCAAGAAAGAUCUGACUGAAUAUUUGUCUCGAUUUGGAGAAGUUGUAGACUGUACCAUUAAAACAGAUCCGGUCACGGGAAGAUCAAGAGGAUUUGGAUUUGUGCUUUUCAAAGAUGCUGCUAGUGUUGAUAAGGUUUUGGAACUGAAAGAACACAAACUGGAUGGCAAAUUGAUAGACCCGAAAAGGGCCAAAGCUUUAAAAGGGAAAGAACCCCCUAAAAAGGUUUUUGUGGGUGGAUUGAGUCCAGAUACUUCUGAAGAGCAAAUUAAAGAAUAUUUUGGAGCCUUUGGAGAGAUUGAAAACAUUGAACUUCCCAUGGAUACAAAAACAAAUGAAAGAAGAGGGUUUUGCUUUAUCACAUACACAGAUGAAGAGCCAGUAAAGAAAUUGUUGGAAAGCAGAUACCAUCAAAUUGGUUCUGGGAAGUGUGAAAUCAAAGUUGCACAACCUAAAGAAGUAUAUAGGCAGCAACAGCAACAACAAAAAGGAGGAAGGGGUGCUGCAGCUGGUGGCCGAGGUGGUACUAGGGGUCGUGGCCGAGGUCAGGGCCAAAACUGGAACCAAGGAUUUAAUAACUAUUAUGAUCAAGGAUAUGGAAAUUACAAUAGUGCCUAUGGUGGUGAUCAGAACUAUAGUGGCUAUGGCGGAUAUGAUUAUACUGGGUAUAACUAUGGGAACUAUGGAUAUGGACAGGGAUAUGCAGACUACAGUGGUCAACAGAGCACUUAUGGCAAGGCAUCUCGAGGGGGUGGCAAUCACCAAAAUAAUUACCAGCCAUACUAAAGGAGGACUCUGGAGAAAACAGGUGUGUAUAAGAGUGCAAGAAACCAGUGAAAAAUGUCUAAAUUUAAUUUAAAGAUCAAUAGACAAAUGGAAAAUAAGUAAAAACAUUAUGUAGCUGUUUUUACUAAAUUGUUAAUUUUUAAUUACUUUAUGAGCCUGUUUUGCCUAAAGUGUCUAUAGAUCUUUAACUUUAAAGUCUUACCUCACCUUCUUUAGUAUUACAGAAAAACUUAAGAGUUUUUCUGUUUGCUUUGUGUACCAGGUGGUCUAGAGGAAUAAUUAAACUUUUUAGAACUAUUAACAGGUAAAGUACUGAAAUGGGUACAACUUAAGGAAAACAAGAAUGUUGUCUUCUAACUCUGACAUUAUACCUUGUUUGUACCCGCCAGCGGGAACUUCAUUGCAGGCCGUGUGUCACCCUGACCACGUCUAUCUCUGGGGGUCGCACGUUGCGGGCAGAGCGCAAGGCAUACACCAGAAAACGCUGUCCUGUGGUAUGGUCUCUUCCAACUUCAUGUACCAGCGUAAAGAUUAAAGUGGAAAACUUCAGACUUUGGCUUCUUUUUUAAUCUUUUUGGAGAUUAAGUGUCUAAACUUAACUUAAAUGGUUUUUUACAGGAGUUAAAGUACAUAAAUGCCUUUUUACAGCUUAAUCAUUUUGGUCUUCUGUUUAGUGUUGUAUUUCAAUUGUGGAGCCUCAUUUUAAGUGUUCAUUCUUUAAGAUUUAAUGCUUGCUUUUUCUUUUUAUAGCUAAUAGUGAAAUCUACAAACCAAAACAAGAACUUUUAAAUCUGGGAUAUAAAUUAAAGAUCAUAUGCACAAAACCGAUUCAUUUUCUUGCAAUACAAUGCCCCAUCCAAAAUUCUUGUUUGUGACAGCAUUUUGUUUGGCUUACUAGAGAUAUUUCUAGUGGGCCUUAAUCUGUUCAACCCACAAAGAUAUGGGAGGCUUGCAUUCCCAGGUUGUCUACUGAAUAGAUGCGAAUUUAGUAUCAUUUGGGUACUCCAGGGUGAGUUAAUUACCCAAACUGUAUUUUGACAAUAAAUAUGCAUGUGAUCUUUAAUUAUUGAAGAAUAAAGUGAGGACUUAAAGCAAUUCAUGAAAGUGGACCUUUGAAAGCCUGUCAGACUUGCACAAAUGUAAUUGUUAUUUUGUUUUUGUUUUUAGGAGAUGCUAAAGAAGCCCAUCUUGCAGGAGGACACUGAAGAUUGGUCUUCUGUUGAUCUAAGAUGAUUAUUUUGUAAAAGACUUUCUAGUGUACAAGGCACAAAUGUGUCCAACUGUAUAUAGCCGCCAACUAGUUUUGUUUUUACUUUGUCCUUUGCUAUCUGUGUUACGACUCAAUGUGGAUUUGUGUUUAUACAAAUUUUAUUUGUAUGAUUUCAUGUUAAACCUCAAAUAAAUGCUUCCUUAUGUGA